AUGAACUGGGAGGAAUUUCGCGUCAAUGGAAAAGAGCUGGUGGACUACAUCACCGACUACCUGGAAACGAUUCGAACGCGGCGCGUCUUCCCCAACGUCAAGCCCGGCUACAUGAAGGCCCUCCUGCCCGAGUCGGCGCCGGUCAACGGCGAGAGCUGGGCGGCCAUCUUCGGCGACAUCGAGAAGGUCAUCAUGCCGGGCAUCACCCACUGGCAGUCGCCCUUUAUGCACGCCUACUUUCCGGCGCUCAACUGUCCCGCUUCGCUGCUCGGCGACAUGCUCGCCAAUGCCAUCAACUCUCUGGGUUUCACCUGGGCGUCAUCGCCUGCCGUCACCGAGCUGGAGAUCAUCGUCAUGGACUGGCUGGGCGAGAUGAUCGGCCUGCCGGGCGAGUUUCUCCACAGCAAGUCCAACGGCAACGGCGGCGGCGUCAUCCAGACGACCGCCUCCGAGGCGACCUUCAUCGCCCUGCUCGCCGCGCGCACCGAGAUGAUCCGCCGCGUGAAGGACGAACUGGAGGACUACGCCUCGCUGGAGGACGCCUACAUCAACAGUCGCCUGGUGGCGUACUGCUCCGACCAGGCGCACUCCUCCGUGGAGAAGGCCGGUCUGAUUGGGCUGGUGAAGAUGCGCUACAUCGAGUCGGAUGAGCACUACUCUCUGCGCGGCGACCGCCUGGUGGAGGUCAUCAGGGAGGACCGGGCGCAGGGGCUCAUACCGUUCUUCCUUUGCGCCACACUGGGCACCACCGGCGCCUGUGCCUUCGACCACCUGAAAGAGCUGGGGCCGAUUGCGCGCGAGGAGAACAUCUGGAUUCACGUGGAUGCCGCAUAUGCGGGCACCGCCUUCAUCUGUCCAGAGUACCAGAGCUGGCUGGACGGCGUGGAGAUGGUGCAGAGUUUGGCCUUCAAUCCCUCCAAGUGGAUGAUGGUCCACUUCGACUGUACUGCAAUGUGGGUUCGCAACAGCAGCUCACUGCACCGAACCUUUAACGUCGACCCGCUGUAC
Messenger RNA from Rhagoletis zephyria (snowberry fruit fly), 1008 nucleotides. The record is from RefSeq and is a predicted model, not a curated record. Lineage: Eukaryota; Metazoa; Arthropoda; Insecta; Diptera; Tephritidae.